Paraglomus brasilianum is the source of this 963-nucleotide messenger RNA. The record is from the annotation of a GenBank genome assembly. NCBI's taxonomy places the organism in Eukaryota, Fungi, Glomeromycota, Glomeromycetes, Paraglomerales, Paraglomeraceae.
AUGUAUGAUCCCUCAAAUCCAUACGAGUCUGAUACUCAGCAUACCGUCGUGAGAGAACUCGAGGUUAUUCAAACCGAAGAACUCAUAUCAGAUCCGAUUGAUGAGGAAGAGAAGGAAUUUCGUCUUCCACGCGGACAUGUUCCAACCGGAUAUGUGGAUACUUCGAGCAUAAAGCAAGCGAGCAUGGAUGUGCAUCUACCAGAGAGUAACAUUGGUUAUCAAUUGUUGCUAAAAAUGGGUUGGAAGGUCGGAGCAGGGCUUGGUGUUUCGCAGCAAGGGAGAAAGGAUCCAAUCCGCAUUGAAAUCAAAGCAGACAGUUUGGGAGUCGGUAAACAAGAAGAGGAAGAUUAUUAUCACAUUACCUCUACUUCCAGGCGCAAGGCAUUAGAUAGCGAAAAGUUUGCUGAAGAAACCGAGGAAGAGCGCAAGAGACGAGAGGAUAAGGUUCAAAAGCAAGAGACACUCAAGAAAGAAUUGAAUACAAUAAAAGCAGCUUUCUAUUGUGCAUUAUGCGAUAAGCAAUACAACAGGAUAUCUGAAUACGAAGUGCAUCUGAGUUCUUACGAUCACAAUCACCGGAUGAAGAGCGGACAGAAUGAUGAAAUAUCAGGAAAUAAGGGUGGAUGGACUACGGCAGAGACGAGCGCUAAAUCUGGUACCAAGGGCGGAUGGACUGCAGCUACAACCUUCGAGUCUGAUAACAAGCAAGGAUGGAUGACUGUAAAUGCUACAGAUCCCGAUAUAAAGGGCGGGUGGACGACUGCUAAUUCCAAUGUAGUUGCAUCUGGCCCACCCACCAAGGAACGACUGGCAGAGAACAAAUCCAACUCUCCAUCCACUCAACCAGUUUCAGAUUCGAGUUCAAGAUUGACUUUUGGAAUUAACCGAGUAUCAACGACCAAUUCCUCUGCAGAGCAAAGCGAGAGACCCACAUUAAAGUUUGGCUUACAAAGGCGAAGAUAA